AUGAUCAGUGAACUCUCAAGUUUCGUGACAGGUUGGGAUUUAUCUGUCAUUCUAUGGUAUGUUUCGCAGCCGGAUGGAAGAAUUCUCUCGGGAGAAUGCUCCUUCUACAACGAUGUUUGUGCCUCUUGUGGCUGGGGCAUUGGCAUGGUCCCUAGCUUGCACAGAUUGUGCUAUCCAAUCCUAAGACCAUUGUUCUUUGUCCCACAAGUGAACUCUCUAAGCAAGUGCUUCAGUAGCUUUUGUUUUGGUGACAAGUACCAGGUGGAUAUGGCAGUAUCUGAUGCAUUCGACUCAGCUCUCUUUGGAGCUUUCGAUGCUGAGAUGAACAAGCUGACCAAUGUUCCUGCUGCAGGAGUGCCUCAAGCCAUGGUGGAACUGCUGGGUUUUAUGCCGUGA
Eruca vesicaria subsp. sativa (arugula) is the source of this 396-nucleotide messenger RNA. The record is from the annotation of a GenBank genome assembly. NCBI's taxonomy places the organism in Eukaryota, Viridiplantae, Streptophyta, Magnoliopsida, Brassicales, Brassicaceae.